Messenger RNA from Didymosphaeria variabile, 3438 nucleotides. RefSeq lists its product as uncharacterized. The coding region runs from base 1 to 3438 and encodes 1145 amino acids. The transcript has 5 exons. The record is from RefSeq and is a predicted model, not a curated record. Lineage: Eukaryota; Fungi; Ascomycota; Dothideomycetes; Pleosporales; Didymosphaeriaceae. Gene Ontology annotation, molecular function: protein binding; nucleic acid binding.
AUGGCUCCAAGCAAGGUGACGUACGAAGAACUCAGAAAGAAGGAGAAAACUGCUAUCACAGACCAAUUCUUUACUACAAAUUGUAUUCGUUGCAACGAUCCUUCACACUCUUGUCUCAUUUGUCCGAAUGCCGCUAGUAAUUAUGCCACUGGACCUUAUGGGUGGCUCGGAGAUGGGAAGAAGAUGGGAGCAGAUAAGCACAUCAACGACCUCAAGGCAACAUACCAGCGAAACCCGGCCGACAAGAUUUUUUCACAAGCUUUGAAGAACAGACGUGCGCAGCUGGCGGCGUUGAUUGGAAGUUCAGCCUCAAAUUCAACUCCAGCCCCAGCUUCCAGUGUCGGACUCGAUUCACCUCAAGUGUCAAUGACGGAUGAGACCACGAUGCCGACCUCCACGGAUACUUCGGCAUUCACUAAGACACCAGCUCGAUCCAAAGACUCACUUCAGAUCGAUGCCUUUGACAACGCUGGUGAGGCCACAGAUACCCAAGACGAGCAGUAUGAGCAGGAAGGAAACUACCCAGACUUGCGUCGCACAGUCGUAGAUAGUCAUCAGCCAACUUCUGUACCGCCGCCUUCUUCUCAAGAUCUUGCGAGGCCCCCUAACAUUGCUCAGCCAAGUACUCUUCAACAUUUGGACCAUAAUCAGCUGGACUUUCCCAAGCGAGAACAUGUGUUUCCAAAUGAACACUCCCAUGUAUUCACCAAUCACUUUGAGGUCCAAAUUUCAAAGGAUCUCAUACUUCACAGAUACACGAUCCUGUCGAACUUCUCCGCGCUGAGCAAAGGAAAAGUCAAAGACAUUGUGAAGACAGCAAUUCAAGAAUCCGAAUAUCUCUUCAACUAUCAAGCGAGCUUUGCGACCGAUUACUUUGAUACCAUCAUUGCUUGGACUGAUCUGCACAGUCGGAUACCACUCGAGCGUACAGAACUGCAGACUAACAAUAUAGCGCCUGGCACGGAAUGGAAAUUAAUUUCUCUACAAGAUGGAGCAACACCCAGACACCUGCGGCUUCGAUACGAGGGUACUGUGAAUAUUCCAAGCAUCAUUGAGUAUCCAAAUGCCAUCGACACUUGUGCGAGGGAUAUUCAGGACCCUACAAGGGCGGCAUUAAACAUUCUCAUCUCUAAAUGUUUCGAAGAAUCUACAACGAACACUUUCAAGGUUGGCGCGAACAAGUACUACUUGAAGAAUUCUUAUCGGCCCCUCGUGGGUACACCACCUCAAAUUUGUCGUUCUCUUGAGACUUCCCGCGGUUUCGAUUACCAGAUGAAACCCGGUGUUGGCAAGAUACUUUUGAAUCUCCAAACCCGCACGAGUGCUUCUUACCGACCCGUGCUACUUAGCCAGUUAAUGAUAGAUCGCCAGACAUUCUCGGGAAUUCGCUCUGAAUUGCGAGCCAUUCUUGCAGGUCUGUGGGUUCGCAUCGAAUACAAAAGAGGCGACCCCAACGACACUGAAACUUAUACACGAUUGAACAGUGAGGAGGCUCGUGUGAAGAAAAUAUGCGACCUUGGUGAUCCAUUGCGUGCUCAGAACUUUUCGCUGAACGGGACCAAUGUCAAUGUUCGGGAUUACAUCCACAAUUCUCGGAACGUCACUUUGCAGCAUCCUGAAUUAUGGGCAGUGAACCUGGGAUCAAGGCAAGAUCCAAAAUGGUAUGCACCUGAAGAACUGCAAAUCAUGCCCUAUCAGCUACACAAAGACCUACUGCGCCCCAUCUGGACUGCAGCUAUGAUCAAUACCGCAUGUAUUAAGCCUUACGAGAACGCUGCCCUCAUUGAGGUUUCAGGCAUGGAGGCGCUUGGAUUUGCUCCGAACGCGGUUGGAAUGAGUGCCCUUGUAUCAGCACGUUGGAACACCAAGGGUAAACAGUUCCUUCGUCGCAAUUGGAAAGAUAUCGGGGUGCAAUUGUUGAUGGACCAAGGGGUAGCAGACCCAACUCUUGCGAGACGUUGUUUCGAGCAGUUCAGAGACUUUGCUGGCCGGCCCACUGGAGACCAUAAAAACUACAGCGUUGCAAAGAUGAUACAAAUUGGCCCUGCUGUCACUCUAGACCCGACGAACCGCGAAGCAAUGACCGCAGUAAUGGCUGCAGCGCAACGCAACACCGAUCUCUUCCUAAUGGUACUGGCGAAUCGAGAUCAGGAUGCGUAUGCCAACUUCAAAGAUCUUGCAGAUCGAAAAUUCGGAAAACACUCCUUAUGUGUCACAGAGGCAAAGUUUCGCAGUAAAUUGGGAGAGAAGAUGGGCAACUUGAUGCUGAAAGCGAACUUGAAGACAGGCGGCAUCAAUCACACCAUCCACGGCGGACAGAUCCAGCGCAUGUUUGGCGACACUCUAGUCUUGGGUGCUGACGUUACACACCCUGGACCCACAGCGAUUGUAGGAUGCCCAUCCAUCGCUGCAAUCGUCGGGUCAGUGGAUGAACUGGCAGGUCGAUUUCUGGGAUCAAUGCGCUUGCAGAGUCAAGGCAAGAAAGAGAUGAUCGACGAAGUAGAAAGCAUGGUGACAGAGCGGAUCAUAGACUGGUGCGGAGAACAACAAGCUGCAAAGCGGCAGCCUGGGCAAUGCCUUCUACCGAUGAACAUCAUCUACUACCGCGAUGGUGUGAGCGAUGAUCAAUUUAAGCAGGUGAAAGAGGAGGAACUGCCUUAUAUUCGGCAAGCUUUCUUGGCUGCGGUCGAACAGCUCAAGCUCGACAGGAAGAUCCCUGCCGACUCAAACCCGCCUUUGCCGAAAAUCACGGCAAUUAUUUGUGUCAAACGUCACAGCGUCCGCUUCUACCCAGACGAUAAAGCCGGAGGGGCGGACAAAACCGGAAACUGUCAUCCCGGAACACUGGUGGAUGAUGUGGUGACUUCACCGUUCUACAUGGACUUCUAUCUACAGUCUCAUGCUGCUAUCCAGGGGACUGCAAAACCGGCUCAUUACUUCGUCAUUGAAAAUGAGAUGAAAUUGAGUGAGCUGCGGAUUCGACAAUUAACCCAUGAGCUGUGCUACACUUACGUCCGUUCAACAAGUGGAGUCUCAUACGCAUCGCCCGCCUACUACGCUGAUAGGCUCUGCGAACGUGGCCGUUGCUACCUCCGUGACUUUUUCGUGCGUACGACUGCCGGUCGACCUCGCCGCAACGAUAUCGAGAGGAAGCAAAAUCAGCAACAAGAUGCCCUCCGUCACAAAAGAGUCAAACGAUACGGACCUGAGCGCGAUCCCAAUACUGGCAGAAAGCGUAGGGUGACUGGGAGCGAGCAGGAGCAGAUACAGACAGAUAGAAACAGUCUCAGGGACUUUUGCAAUGGUUGGACGAUGAACGAGGCUGAGCUGGCGUUAUAUGGUGUUGCGGACAGCAAGCCUAAUGGUGAUCUGAUACCGAACUCUCCACGCAAUCCUUGGGGUAAUCAACCGUUGGGGAGGACAAUGUUCUGGAUGUAG